This is a messenger RNA of Nicotiana attenuata, 1581 nucleotides long. RefSeq lists its product as uncharacterized. The coding region runs from base 1 to 897 and encodes 298 amino acids. NCBI's taxonomy places the organism in Eukaryota, Viridiplantae, Streptophyta, Magnoliopsida, Solanales, Solanaceae. The transcript is spliced from 11 exons. The record is from RefSeq and is a predicted model, not a curated record.
AUGGGGAAAGAUGAUGGAGGAGGUUAUGGAGGUGGGAGUUACAACCAUAAUGGUCGCCAGUUCGAGCCCCCGCAGGGCCACUGGAGGCAUUACAAAUCGGCCGCGUCUCCAAGGCCCCGUGGAACUAACCGUGCACCCGCAUUGAAACAGCGGGACCCGGUGGGUACAGCUAGUCAGGGGCACCGCAUUUCAUGCGUGCAGGUUCAGACAGACAGACGGGUAGACCUCCUCAGUAGGUGUUUCCGGAGUUCAACUUUAUUGGGUUCAAUUGCCAAAGAUGUCGACCCUGUCAAAGAAAGUUCAAAGCCAGGGAGAUCUAGUGUAUUUGCUAAACGUGGUGCACAAGCAGCGGCACUGCAUCUUAAUAAGAAGCCAGCUUCAAGUGUUGAGGCCGAUAUAACUGGCGGUUCAACGAUUAGUUCUCAUGCUCAGCCCAAGCAGGAGGCAUCUACUGCCUCGUCAAAAAACUACACUUUCAGAAAAGGUGACAGAGUGAAGUAUGUUGGAUCUUCAUCAGGCUUUUCUCUGCUGCAAACACCUUUAAGGGGUCCAACAUAUGGUUAUAGGGGCAAAGUGGUUCUUGCAUUUGAGGAAAAUGGGUCCUCUAAAAUUGGUGUCAGAUUUGAUAAAUCAAUCCCAGAGGGUAAUGAUCUUGGUGGUCUGUGCGAUGAAGAUCAUGGGUUCUUAUGUGCUGCUAACUUGCUCCGCCUUGAUAGCUCAAGUACUGAUGAAAUUGAUAAACUUGCUAUCAAUGAACUCUUUGAGGUUGUUUCAAAUGAAAGUAAAAGCAGUCCUCUAGUUUUGUUCAUCAAAGACAUUGAGAAGUCUAUGGUGGGAAACCCUAUGCUGCUUUCAAGAUUAAGCUCGAACAUUUGCCAGAUAAUGUUGUUGCCAUAGCAUCCCUUACCCAGUCCGACAACCGAAAGGAGAAAUCGCAUCCUGGUGGCCUGCUAUUUACGAAAUUUGGAAGUAACCAAACGGCAUUGCUUGACCUUGCCUUCCCAGAGAAAACAUCGGCAGUUGCAGAGAACAGGCCAACUCCGGCGUUGCAUAGUAGUGUAGACAUCCGUCCACUUAACAUGGAUGAUUUUAAGUAUGCACAUGAACAGGUAUGUGCUAGUGUAUCCUCGGAAUCUUCAAACAUGAAUGAGCUUCUCCAGUGGAAUGACUUAUAUGGAGAAGGUGGAUCAAGGAAGAAAACAUCUCUCAGCUACUUCAUGUAGAGGAGAUAUGUAACUAUAUACCAUUGGUUUAUUUAUUUUCCUGUUCUGCAGCCCGAGAUGGCAGUGGUCCCUGCAUGGAUAAUCCAUUUCAGGUUCCCCUAAGGCCCUUGUGUAUCAUAUUAGUUCAUAGGAUUUUAUCUUAGCAAUUGCUAGUCUUAGUGAAUCUCUCAAAUCUUGUCUUAUCCAAUUUUCUCCUGUGUAGGUCUCUUCUCUGUAUAUACGAGUUGACUAAUUCAAUAACCGUAUUCUAAUAUUCUUUUUCUGUAUUGAAUAUUGUAUAGUAUGAAUUCUUAUGAUGAAGCGGGCAAACUUGUUGGGGUUAACUGGAGGAGUAAAUACAGACUAUUUUAUUGGCCUC